AGUCGUCCUACCAGUUAUUGUGCUUUCAAUAUCACAAUUACAGGUAGAUUCUUGUUCAUAGAGGUACGCCUGUAAAUUCAUAUUACUCCAGCUUGGAUUUCUGCUGUGAAUCAGUAAAUAUCGGACACACCUACCUUUUGAGCAGCUGAUCUCCAUUCAGAAACACCUCUCCCCUGUCAUUGCCAGAUCUGCUAUGGCUUAUUAUGUGGAGGACCAGUUAUUACCUAAGCUCACAGUCAAGGUUGUGAGAGCUGAGAAUGUCACCAAAGGACUGGGUGAUUAUUUGGACACCCCAGAUCCUUAUGUAGAGCUGUGUGUACCAGCUGUCUGUACAAGCAAAAAACGGACAAGGCAUAUAGACAACAACGUGAAUCCAGAAUGGAAUGAAACUUUUGAAUUCAUAUUGGACCCUAGUCAGGAGAAUGUUCUAGAGGUCACGCUAAUGGAUGCCAACUACAUUAUGGAUCAAACACUGGGAACUGCAUCUUUUACUAUCUCGAAUAUUAAAGUGGGACAAACACAACUGAUUACCCUCCCCACUGGUGAAGCUACCAAGGUGUAUUUAGAGAUGUCCCUGGAGGUUUGUUCCAUGAAGGAUCUUCGCCUGAGCUUGGGUCUCUGUGACAAGGAGAAGCUCUUCCGGAAGACUCGUCAGCAGAAGGUCAUGCUGGGAAUCCAGAAGCUUUUGAACACAGAGAAGAGCUGCUUCCUCUCCACCAACCCACAGGAAGUGUGCCUCGAAAGAAUGAAGAAGAGAAGCAAUUUGGUGAUUUCAAGAUAUUUGAUGACCCACAAAACACCUAUUCCACGUUGAGGAGCUUCUGCUACUCCAAUGAAGCCUUUGCUCGACUGCAUGACCUCAUGGAGUUCAAUACUCUGAACAACAUUGAGGUCUGUUGAGUUCCAUCUUCUCCCCGUACCUGUAAACAUCUUCCCAGACUUAGUUUUACCUGUUAACUAAAACUCCUAAGAAUGCUAAGGAUAUGUAUUUCUUAUGAGCUGCAACACAGCCAUUCCUUGUGAGGUUGGCGUUACUCUUUUUGACCAGUGAGAGCAGAGAAUUUGCUUCCUCAAUCAUAUGCCUCAGUGUCCCUUUUUGCUUUUCCAGGUGAUCAAAGAUGCUAUCAAGGGCUGUGUUCUGAACAGGAGAGAGAACCCAUCAUGUUUCACCCUUGAUUAAGUUGGAAAACAGGCAGUUUCUAGGAUUGAACCUUGUGGAAAAGCCCAGCCCACUCAGACACAUGGUUGAGUUACUCAUGUAAAUGGUAUAUUAUUAAUUGAAUCUGCUUUGCUUAUAAGUUUUAUGAGGAUGCACGCUGGAUGUACUGUAUUCUGGUCAGAGAGUUUUAGUGUAAAGAUCUACCAGGUACCUUAGAUCAAGUCACAGAAGGAGGUUUGGAAAGAAAGUAAAAGAGAAGGUACAGUAACACUUUACAUUAAGGUCUGCUUUUUAACAUUUAAGUAACUAAUAAUAUCCUAACAGGGGCAACAUGGUGGUGCAGUGGUUACCACUGUUGCCUCACACCUCUGGGACCCAGGUUCGAGUCUCCGCCUGGGUUACAUGUGUGUGGAGUUUGCAUGUUCUCCCC
This is a messenger RNA of Paramormyrops kingsleyae, 1589 nucleotides long. The record is from RefSeq and is a predicted model, not a curated record. Lineage: Eukaryota; Metazoa; Chordata; Actinopteri; Osteoglossiformes; Mormyridae.